AUGCCUUUCGGACUAUGCAAUGCCCCUGGAACUUUUCAGCGUUGUAUGAUGAGUAUUUUCUCUGAUUUGAUUGAACAAGAUAUGGAAGUGUUUAUGGACGAUUUUACUGUUUUUGGUGAUUCCUUUGAUAGAUGCCUCCAGGGUUUAGCUCGUGUUUUGCAAAGAUGUGUUGAAACUCACCUUGUAUUGAAUUUUGAAAAAUGUCAUUUUAUGGUAGAACAAGGUGUAGUACUUGGACAUAUUGUAAGUGCUAAAGGUUUAGAAGUUGAUAAAGCUAAAAUAGAUGUCAAAAGAAAGAUAAAAUCCUAUGUGAUCCAUUAUGCUUCUAAAUCACUUGAUUCUGCUCAAUGCAACUAUACUGUAACUGAAAAAGAGAUGUAUGCUGUGAUUUUUGCUUUAGAGAAGUUUAGACCUUAUUUACUAGGCACACAUGUUAUUGUGUAUUCUGACCAUUCUGCUCUAAAAUAUCUCUUGAAAAAGAAAGAAUCCAAACCUCGCUUGCUUAGGUGGAUGCUUUUGUUACAAGAAUUUGACUUAGAAAUUAGAGAUAAGAAGGGUGUUGAAAAUCUAGUUGCUGACCACCUUAGUAGAAUUGUUCCUAGAGAUGAUUGGCCUUUAAUGACUGAAUUCUUUCCUGAUGAACAACUUCUUUCAAUGUAUCAUGUUGAAACUCCUUGUCUUGAAAGUGGAGGACAUUUUGGUCCUCAAAGGACUGCUCAUAAGGUUCUGGAAUGUGGUUUAUAUUGGCCUACACUUUAUAAAGAUGCUUAUGUGUUCUGUAAGUCUUGUGAACGUUGCCAAAAGACUGGAAAUGUAUCUAAAAGGAACGAAAUGCCCCAACAUGGAAUCAUAGUAUGUGAAAUCUUUGAUGUGUGGGGUAUUGAUUUUAUGGGUCCCUUCCCCUCAUCUUUUGGUAAUCUUUAUAUUAUUCUUGCUGUCGAUUACGUUUCUAAAUGGGUGGAAGCUCAAGCUACCAUAACUGAUGAUGCUAAGACAGUUGUUAAGUUUGUUAAGAGUCACAUAUUUAACAAUUUGAAAGUCCUUUUAUAUAAUGCUCGCUUAAAGUUGUUCCCUGGUAAGCUUAGGUCCAGAUGGUUAGGUCCUUUUGUUAUUACUGAUUUUUUUCCUCAUGGUGCAGUAGAGAUUAAAAGCUUGGAAUCUGGAAAAGUGUUUAAAGUAAAUGGCCACAGAUUAAAACCAUUUUAUGAGUUUGAGCAUGCAGGUUUAAUUGAAGAGAUCGAGCUUCAUCGAGAAUGA
Molecule: messenger RNA, 1257 nt
Organism: Beta vulgaris subsp. vulgaris (sugar beet)
Lineage: Eukaryota; Viridiplantae; Streptophyta; Magnoliopsida; Caryophyllales; Amaranthaceae
Exons: 4
Coding region: 1-1257 (418 amino acids)
Molecular function (GO): nucleic acid binding
Source: RefSeq, a predicted model, not a curated record